AUGCUGCUCCCUCUGCUGCUCCCCUGGGCAUGGGGGGCCCUGGCCGCCUCCCCUCCUCUCCCCCCAGGGAUCAUCACCCUCCGGGUGCUCCUCACCUCCCAGUUCCACAGCGCCAGCUCCACAGACACGGUGGGGACGGCCCUGCUGGGCGACCUGGAGACCCACUCCCUGGCCUGCGGCACCUGCGAGAUCCGCUUCCUGCAGCCCUGGGCCCAGCAGGGCCUGACCCCGAAGCAGUGGGGGGACCUGGAGCUGCUGAUCCAUCACUACCUAUUCAACUUCAACCGGACUGUGAACACAAUGGCCAAGCAGCAGAGACCGGGCUACCCCUUUGUUAUCCAGGGCUCCCUUGGCUGCGAGCUGAGCCCCAACGGCACCUCAAGGGGAUUCUAUGACACUGCGGGGAAUGGCGAGGACAUCGUGAGCUUCGACGUGGACAUGGGCACCUGGGUCGCUCGGUCGGAGGAUAAGCUGGCAUUCAACGCCCGGGACCUUCUCAACUGGGAUAAGAGCGCGUCCACCAGGCUUCAGUUUUUUUUUAGAAUAACUUGCAUCUAUCUGCUCAAUAACUUUGCCCAGUAUGGGAGAGAGUCUCUGGAGAGGCAAGAGCGGCCGGUCGCCGUGGUGUUUGCCCGAGCGCCUCCCCCAGCCGGGACCCCCGCGCCGGUACUGCUGGUUUGCCGGGUCACCGGUUUCUACCCCCGGCCCAUCCGCGUGGCCUGGCUGCAGGACGGGGAGGAGGUGGCACCGGGCUGGUGGCUGAACUCCAGCGGGAUCCUGCCCAACGCGGACCUGACCUACCAGCUGCACAGCUCCCUGGCCGUGGAGCCAGGCGCCGGGCACAGCUACGCCUGCCGGGUGCAGCACAGCAGCCUGGGGGGCCAGAGCCUGCUGAUCCCCUGGGAGCAGAGCAGGCCCUGGGGCCCCGGCCUGGCCGUGGGCAUCACCCUGGGGGUUCUGGCCAUAGCCGCCGUGGCCGUGGUGCUGUGGUGGACCAGACGCAGGAGCUACCAGGACGUUAGUCCAGGGGAGUCCAGGGCCUCAGGGGGCAGCACCAGCCCAGGCGUGGGGAUCGGCCCCUCUCCUGGGGACAUGGAACUCAGGGCUGGGUCUGUGCCUGGCUCCAGAGCUGAGAGCCCCAAGGGCAGGACUGGAUCGGGGCCCUGGGAGAUUGGGGCCCUGGAUGGGGGGUGGGGGGAUUCUCCUCCCUCUGGGAUGUUCGGGGCACGUUGGACACUUGGGGGCACUGUGGGAUUGCUGGGAUCCAGGAUCCGCAGGGAGCCGGCAAGGGCCUGUGCCCUUCAAUAA
Gopherus evgoodei (Goodes thornscrub tortoise) is the source of this 1308-nucleotide messenger RNA. RefSeq names its product antigen-presenting glycoprotein CD1d-like. The record is from RefSeq and is a predicted model, not a curated record. The transcript is spliced from 6 exons. Gene Ontology annotation, cellular component: external side of plasma membrane. NCBI's taxonomy places the organism in Eukaryota, Metazoa, Chordata, Testudines, Testudinidae. Bases 1 to 1308 code for a protein of 435 amino acids. Gene Ontology annotation, molecular function: exogenous lipid antigen binding; lipopeptide binding; endogenous lipid antigen binding. Gene Ontology annotation, biological process: antigen processing and presentation, endogenous lipid antigen via MHC class Ib; positive regulation of T cell mediated cytotoxicity; immune response.